Messenger RNA from Ramularia collo-cygni, 1524 nucleotides. RefSeq lists its product as uncharacterized. The record is from RefSeq and is a predicted model, not a curated record. The transcript has 2 exons. Gene Ontology annotation, molecular function: DNA-binding transcription factor activity, RNA polymerase II-specific; zinc ion binding. Gene Ontology annotation, biological process: regulation of DNA-templated transcription. Bases 1 to 1524 code for a protein of 507 amino acids. NCBI's taxonomy places the organism in Eukaryota, Fungi, Ascomycota, Dothideomycetes, Mycosphaerellales, Mycosphaerellaceae.
AUGGCAUUGUCAUACGCAGAUGGAAAACGUCGAGUGCGAGUUUUGCAUGAGAAGUCCCGGGCCGGCUGUAUAACGUGUAAGCAGCGGAGAGUAAAAUGCGACGAGGCGCAACCAAUCUGCCAGAGGUGCAGCAAAGGAUCUCGAGAAUGUUCGUAUGCCACGCCUAGCGGCAAUCCGACUUUCCGUGGCUUUCGCCACAUCAUGUUCGUACAGAAGCAGCUACGCAGUCCGAUUGUGGUCAGCGAUGAAACCAAUCGUUCGGUCGAGUACUUCUGCCUCAAAGGUCUACCCAUCCUUCGGAGUUGUCAGCCUUCGCUUCUCUGGCAAUUCCUCGCCAAUCGGCUCCUGGAUGCACAACAACCAAGUAUACGAGGCAUUGCGGCGGCGUUGGGAGCCCAACAACGACUAGCAGAUCAGAAGAAGACAUCGGCAAGCCAAACUGAAAUCAUCAGUCAGCAGGCUUCUUCCAUGUACACGAAAGCCAUCAUCUGCCUGCAGCGGUCGAUCAAUGACGGAAGACACGGCCAAGAACCUCAUGUUCCACUCGCGUGCUUGUUGUUGGUCAUUCUGGAAUCCAUGCGAGGCUCUUCAACGAGCUUACUAGUCCAUCUUGAGUCCGGUUUCCGUAUCGCGGGAACAAUACAAGGCAAAUCAGCAGAGACGGUCGAGGUGGCUCGCAUCCUCCGUCAGUACGCAGUGGACGCUACAGUCUUUGACGCCCUAUCGCAUUCUGCUCAGUCUGUGCAGGCUCUGGUUGCUGGGUGCUCUCAGCCUGACUAUAGCUCCGAUCCACUUGCUCAGACUGUAGAGCUGGUCUUGCAUCUGACGCGUGCUAUAAUGUAUGCUCCAGAAUCGGCUUCUUUCGACAUCACGUACGAGCCCAUCCCCUCGACAGUUCUGUACGCUCUGAGGCCGCAACAACAGGCAAUCGAAAAGGCACUCAACGAGAAGCUGGCCUCGCCCGAGCCGAUGGGGGAAUGCAAAAUGGCUGCGUACGGAUUUGCCAAAGCGCAAUGUCUCAUGGCCAAAAUCUACAUUGAUCUUCUCUGGACUGGAAGGCAAGUCGACUUUGACAAUGCGAUUGGGCUUUUCCAAGAGGUGUGCGAUAUUCUGGAGACCUCGCUGCGACUCAUGGACUCACUCAUAGACGGAGGUACACCAACGAAUACUCGAGCGGCUUUUUCUGUUGGCGUGUCGGCCCAACCCGCUCUCAUGCUUUUGAUACAGCAGUGUCGCGACCGCCAUGUCCGACAACGGGCUAUGAAGCUCUUGGAUCAAUGCCCGCAAUACCACGGCGUGCGCGACACUGUCUUGGUCAAAGCAAUCUGCCACGCCAUCAUCACCUUCGAGGAGAAUGGCAUUGAAAGAGGCACAGACUUCAUCCCGGAAUCUCACCGAGUUCACCACUAUCGCCUGAUUGGAAGCGGAGACGAGCCGGGAGGCUUCCAGGCCGUGAAGCUAUUCUGCAGUAACCCUGGAGGCGAAGGUCUCAUCGCUUACGAUGUGCCGCUCGAUAUGAGCUGA